AUCCAUUCAGCGGGCCAUCUUUCAAAUUCCACAUCUGAUCGAAAGAGUUCACCAUCGUCAGCGUCUCGAUGCGGUUCAGGUCUUACCGGUUCACCGCGAGAUCUCUCACCACCAUUACUUCAAGAGUUGGCUUGUAUGAAUCUUCGCGAGCUGGCCUCUCGUCCAGACGUCGGUCACGCAGGUCGUCCCAUCCCGAUUCGUUCGAAUUUCUUCGAAGUCAGUAUUGCCAAUCGUGGUAUGAUGGUCAUCCAAUACCAUGUCGAUAUCCAUCAUCCUGGAUCUAGACGCCUUGAUAGAGAUGAAAAUCGUGCCGUAUUUUGGAAGGUUGUAAUGGAGCACAAACAGAUAUUCCCGAAUAAAUUUGCUGUAGCCUAUGAUGGAGCACAUCAAAUGUACACACCGACCACAAUUGAUUUACCAGAUGGACGACAGUCGAUAAGACUCGAGAGCGACGUAUCGCUGGUGAAGGAUUCUCGUGAGCAUACGCACUGUGCGGUCACAUUACAAUGCGUCGGUCCGGUACUCAUUGAUUUGCGUCGUACGAGAACGAAUAAUUUAGAUGAACGCAUUCUGACGCCGAUUCAGAUUAUCGAUAUUCUCUUCAGGCAGUCUCUUACAUGUCCGUUCGUUGAGUAA
Anisakis simplex (herring worm) is the source of this 636-nucleotide messenger RNA. The record is from the annotation of a GenBank genome assembly. Lineage: Eukaryota; Metazoa; Nematoda; Chromadorea; Rhabditida; Anisakidae.